UAUUUCUUCAGAGGAGGUCCUUCAUGGGAGGUGAGUAUAAUUAAUAUCAUUCUUCUUCUUCUUAUUCUUCUUAUUAAUGUGGUUGUCCCUGUCUUCCUUGUUAUUCAGGUAUCUGUGUUUGUGUUUCUCUUUUCCACGACAGGAGCAGAGGCCUCCUUCUCUCCUUCCCUGGGGCCUUAGGUAGAGACUAGGGCAGGGGAACUCUCUCUCUCUCCUGAGCCUCCUCCUCCUCCUUCUCUUCUUUCCCUUAUCUCAGCCCUGCCUCGGAGGCGCUCCUUUUCCUCCAAGAGCCAGGUCUGGAGGCGCAGCUCUUCAAAGCCUGGCUCGGCCUGAAUGAAAGCGGGCCUCCUCGGCUCCUCCAGGAAGUGGCCUCCCUGGGCGUCUCUGUGGCCGGGGACCGUGGCUCUGCUCUGGGCUCCUCUGCGCCUGCCUCAGGCCUGGUUAUGGGAUGGAGACUGCUUUGGUCGCCUUGAAGAAUGAUCUAUGCAGAUAUGCCACUCAAGGACGGAAGAUAUCAUCAAGGAGGAAGUUUAAAUUUUGUUUUACUGAAACCUUGGAACAAAUAUCUGAAGCACUUAAAUUAUUGACAUCUGAAAUUGUUUCCUAAGUAAAUGGCUAAGCUUCCACCUGGGAUUCGUUUGAUCACUUCAUUUACAAGAGACCAAUGGUACAGAUCUUUUACAUUUGUCCUGACUUUUAUGCUCUAUGUUAGUUUCCACUUAUCAAGAAAACCAAUCAGCAUAGUUAAGGGAGAACUGCAUAAGCACUGUAUUAUUCCACAAGCUAUUGGUGCUGAAUAUGCCCUCCGUAUACGUCCUUUUAAAAAGUUACCUAAUGAGUCUCGCUGUGGUUGGGAACCAUUUGAUAAGAGCAACUACCAGCAGUUGUUGGGAGCCCUGGAUUAUUCAUUCCUCUGUGCUUAUGCAGUUGGAAUGUAUUUGAGUGGCAUUAUAGGAGAGCGAUUGCCUAUCCGAUAUUAUCUCACAGGAGGAAUGUUUGCCAGUGGAUUCUUCACUGCAAUGUUUGGAUUUGGAUAUUUCUAUAAUAUACAUAAUCUGUGGUUCUACAUCAUCACUCAGAUUGCUAAUGGAUUUGUGCAAACAACUGGCUGGCCCAGUGUGGUAACCUGCAUUGGCAACUGGUUUGGGAAAGGAAGGAGAGGAUUGAUAAUGGGAUUAUGGAACUCCCAUACUUCAGUAGGAAAUAUUUUAGGAUCUUUAAUAGCUGGUUACUGGGUGUCUACCUGCUGGGGUCUGUCUUUUGUGGUGCCUGGCAUUAUAAUAUCUCUAAUGGGGAUAGUCUGCUUCUUGUUUCUAAUUGAACAUCCUAAGGAUGCAAACUGCACAAGUACACCAUCAUCCAAUGAUGGUCAGUCUUGGUAUGCAGAGUGGCAAUCAGCUCCAUCUUGUGGCAAAAGUCUGGGAGUAUCAGAUCCUACAUAUUGCGUAUUGAACUUUCUGGAUCAAGAGAUGCACUGUCUGUUAGCUGAAAAUGGGAACUGUAUAAAACCACUACUUCACAACAAUGGAGUAUGUGAAGGCCUUGAAAAAAGAAAAUCUGCUAUAAGCUUUACUGGAGCUUUGCGGAUACCUGGAGUUGUGGAAUUCUCUCUUUGCCUGUUAUUUGCCAAACUAGUCAGCUACACUUUUCUUUUCUGGCUUCCGUUAUACAUCACAAAUGUAGAACAUCUUGAUGCCAAGAAAGCAGGUGACCUUUCCACACUAUUUGAUGUUGGAGGAAUCUUUGGUGGAAUUUUGGCAGGUGUAAUAUCAGACCGACUGAGAAAAAGGGCUACAACUUGUGGCAUGAUGCUAUUGAUUGCUGCACCCACCUUGUAUGUGUUCACUGCAAUUAGUAGAAUGGGCUCUGAAGCCACCAUAGUGAUGUUACUCAUCUGUGGAGCUCUUGUAAAUGGUCCUUAUACAUUGAUCACAACAGCUGUCUCGGCUGACUUGGGUACACAUAAAAGUCUUAAGGGAAAUGCAAGAGCACUCUCCACUGUUACAGCCAUCAUUGAUGGAACAGGUUCUGUAGGUGCUGCUCUGGGACCAUUGUUAGCAGGCCUCCUUUCCCCUUCUGGUUGGAACAAUGUAUUUUAUAUGCUGAUGAUAGCAGAUGCCUGUGCCUUAUUAUUUUUACUCCGCCUCAUACGAAAAGAACUUGAUUGUAGUUUGGAUCAGACUCUGUUUAAAGAGCACUGAAUAUCUGGCAAGGAAGAAUUGUGUGAUAUAUUUACAAUACUUGUUUUAAAGUUUAACUAUGAUCCAGAAAGCCUAUUUAUUCUCCUCCACCUCAUAAAGAAAUGACUUUGUUAACAAGGACAUUGAUGGUGGUGGGGAGAGGAAUCCCUGUUGCACAUGUUUAUCUGAAUCCUAAGUCUUGUGGAAAUAGCUGUUCUGCAUUUUGUUACAUUUUUUGAAAUUAUUUGCACAAUUGAUGAAAGUAGUAAGAAAGUCAUCUGUUCGUUCGCUCUCUUUAUUUUGCACAUACAUUAAUAUCUCAGGAAGCUGUCUUCAAAGAAGGGAGAUAGUACAGCACAACUUGAACCAAAGAAAACGUGCCUUGAUAUUCAUUUGUCUUAAGUAAAUGUUAUACUACAUGGUUGGUUUUAUUUUUUUAAUACACUGCAAACAGAUCUGAGGCAAGAACUUCAAGUGCUUCAAAUUAACUUCAAGUGCUUUUUUACAAUGUGCUAAAAAGGAUUAGCAAAAUUUUGAGCAAAGUGUCCUUCAUGUCAUGUCUGAUCUCGCUAGAAGUUACUGUUGUUGAACGUGUGCUAAUUGUUCAUCUGCAAAAAACACACAAACCAGGUUCUCCUUAUUAACCAGUGCUAACAACUAACUUUUCACACUCUAUAGUUGCAAAGACAAUAUUAUGAAUGUUGGAACCAAUGCUGCCAAAUAUAUAUGGAGGUCAUGCUUGGAUAGCCCACUUCCCUGUUUCAAAGUCUUUUUGGCUGUAGUGAAUAAGCAUCUGAAGAACAGCAUCCUUGCCCAUUAUUGUCUAUAAUACAGCCGUAACAUCUGUAAGCUUACUAGGUUUCUGCUACUGAUCAGGUGAUGCUGAUUGUAUAGAUGACAUAAAACAUGACAUAACUGGACUGACAAUUGAGUCUUCUGUCAUGUAUUUUCUAGUAUGGCUAUUUUUAAUUAUUUUGAGGCCAGUAUAAGUAAAUGCACAAGCAGUGCAUCAACUUCAAUAACACCUGAAAACAGCCAAAUAAAAUUGUUACUAUCCCACAAAUACCUUUUGGAGAAUAAUAUUAGCUCUGAUCAUCUACUACAGAUUGUUCAUAAUAACUACAAGCUGAACUUGCCUAUUGUUUAUUUAAUUUUUUCCCCAACAGCAAAGUGAACAGUGAAGCUCCUGCUUUUGUUGUGUUCGGAGCAUUCAUCAGAAUCCCCCAUAAUUCUGUAUUGUGAUUAUUUUCUCUGGAGGCUUAGCAAUACCUGUGACUGGUUUUUGAUCCUUGUGCAUAUAUAUAGCUAAUUAGAGUACCCUUAUCACAAACUGUGUUUUGCUGGAGAAUAAUAGUAUUCAUUCAGUAGCUGGAAAUGGAUAUACUACUGAGCAUUUUCACUGAUAACAUAUGGGCUAUUCAUAGCUGUACUGAAGUAUUUUCCACAUGGUUACAGCCUUAAUCUGUAUUCGAGUUACAUGUAAGGGGGGGAAAUGAAUAUUUUACCAAAGGCAGAGAGAAAUUAUCCCAUGAAAACAUAAGUGUUAACCAUUUGUGCACAUUGUUCCUGAUUCUUCUGUAUAAUGUCAUGUCAAUAGGAAACUUGCUUCUGGUCUAAAAAGAUGUAAUUAACACAGAACUCUUUUUUAAAAAGAAAAGAAAGAUAUAUAUGUGGUAGGACUUUCAUAGUUUUCACUAUGUGUUUUCCUAAUAUGUAUUUAUUAAAGUUAAGUAAUU
Sceloporus undulatus (fence lizard) is the source of this 3916-nucleotide messenger RNA. It is a transcript of the gene SLC37A1, whose product is annotated as solute carrier family 37 member 1. Gene Ontology annotation, molecular function: glucose 6-phosphate:phosphate antiporter activity. Bases 612 to 2201 code for a protein of 529 amino acids. The transcript is spliced from 21 exons. Gene Ontology annotation, cellular component: endoplasmic reticulum membrane. NCBI's taxonomy places the organism in Eukaryota, Metazoa, Chordata, Lepidosauria, Squamata, Phrynosomatidae. The record is from RefSeq and is a predicted model, not a curated record. Gene Ontology annotation, biological process: phosphate ion transmembrane transport; glucose-6-phosphate transport.